AGCCUGCUGGAUAUCACGUGCCGUGCCUGCUGACCUAUGACUAGACUUGGCUGAUGUGUCUCUAUAUAAGUCGGAGCGUGCCAUCGGUAAUCGAUAUUCAACCGACUGAUUUCUUGAGUUCAACCACACAGAGCAUAUCAUGGCAACCACAACCAAAGCCGAAGUUCAACUGCCCACUAACCCACAGCAUGAGGCGCUCUACGCAUCCGCAAUCGAGACGGGCGUCGUACCCCCUCCCGUUCUUGAGGCCGAAGCAAUCUCAGAAGCUGAAGCACACGACCCUGCUAUCCGACCCAGUUCGGACGACUACGAGGACCGACAUGUCCGUCUGUGCGGGACGAAGCGGACACUGACGAUCAAGCACUGGAUCAUGUUCCAUCCCACUCUUGUCGUGCCAGUUGAUUCGAUCACCUGGAUACACCCUGCGUCGCUGGUGGUCAAAGGGCUCGGAGUCACCUGCUGGGGCCUGGCAGCGCAUCGGAUGGGCUAGGCACGCGAUUUCCACCGUGUGCUGGUGAGUGAUCCGGCGUACGAUCAUUCCUGGGUCGUGCAGUACAUCGACCCGUUCUGGGACUUGAGAGCUGGAUUCACGGUGGAAGAUCCGGGUGAGUUUGCGGCGGCACUCGAGAGGAUGGCUCCUGGGGUCACGCAGUGGGAGUGCGAGGAGAAGGACCGGAUGGAGAGGCACGAACACGAAAAGAAGGAUAAGGAUACGGCGGGAUUUACGAAGAUCCCUGAAAAGC
Dacryopinax primogenitus is the source of this 743-nucleotide messenger RNA. RefSeq lists its product as uncharacterized. Bases 140 to 490 code for a protein of 116 amino acids. The record is from RefSeq and is a predicted model, not a curated record. Lineage: Eukaryota; Fungi; Basidiomycota; Dacrymycetes; Dacrymycetales; Dacrymycetaceae. The transcript has a single exon.